AUGGAGUCCGUCUGCGUCACCGCCAUGCCCCUCAUUCCCUCCGCCGCGCCGCUGAUCCUCGCCUUGCCCGCUCCGCCCCCACCUGCCGCCUGCUGCGCGCCUGGCGGCGUCCCCGAGGCCCUCUCCGCUGCGCGCGCAUCGCCCGCUCUGCCUUUCGCCGCCAGCCCAGUCAGCCGCUUCCACUGCUUCAUGCUGCCGCCGCCACAGUGCUUCAGCGCAACGGCGCACGGUUGGUGCGAAAAGGCCAACGACCGCGCCCUUCCCCUCUCGACUUGUAACCUUGCGACUAGACCCGCUGUGCGCCCGACACUACUCUCCGCCGCCGAUAGCUAUUCGGGUGGUGGAGGGCGGCCUAGGGGGCGGCGGCAGCUGCAUCGCGAUAACCUAAUGACGUCCAAGGAAGUGCGUUUCGCGUUCGACUAA
Molecule: messenger RNA, 423 nt
Organism: Closterium sp. Yama58-4
Lineage: Eukaryota; Viridiplantae; Streptophyta; Zygnematophyceae; Desmidiales; Closteriaceae
Source: the annotation of a GenBank genome assembly